AUGGAAGAUCAAAAUCAGCAAAAAAAAUGCCAGUUAUGCCGAAAGGUAGUUGAUAUAUUAUGUGACUAUACUAGUGUUGAGGGAGAAAAGACCGAGAACAUUUGUCAAGAUUGCUGUGGCAAAAUAGCCGAAAAAGAAGAGGAGGAAAGAAAGGAUAAGGGAUACCGACGAAGGAAAAUUUGCCGUUAUUGUGUUCGGGAAUUCCCGUGGGAUAAAGAUUUAGACUUUUUACCAGCCAAACAGAAGGUCGAAAGAGAGUUAGAAAAUCACGAGCAUAUUUGUCCGAAAAAAAAUGAUAAAUCCGGGAAAAUUAGAUGGGAUAAAAAAAUUAAGAGUGUGAAAGCAGCCAAAAAACAAGCCGUGGCCGACUCGACUUAUCACAAAAAAAUAGAAUGUGGUAAAAAUUUAACUUCUUAUAAUAUUGCCGUUUACUUUUCUCCUCCCCAAGGAGGAAAUAAGCAUGCUGACCUUAUUUAUGCUGACGGGAUUGAUAAAAGUUUAUUGACUAUCGAGCAAGAUAACCAAGGGGAAAUUUACCAAGAACCCGUUAAUUGA
Racocetra persica is the source of this 555-nucleotide messenger RNA. The record is from the annotation of a GenBank genome assembly. Lineage: Eukaryota; Fungi; Glomeromycota; Glomeromycetes; Diversisporales; Gigasporaceae.